AUGUCUGGUACACCACCCGUCAUCCCGACGGAACUUCAGGUUUACAACUCAUACGUCGAGGAUCCGAAAUGGCAACGCAAGUUUAGCAUUAUUUGGGGCACCGCCGCCGGCAUUGCCAUCCUAAUCUCGCUCCCGCACCUUCUCCGCGCAAUUCGCAGUCGUCGAGCGUUCGCGGGCCUCUUUGGCGUCUGGGAGGACUGGAGUGGCAAAGCGUAUCAGCCAGUGGCGGCUAGCGACGAACGAAAGCGGAGUGGUGGUUCGCCGGGAUGGAAGGAUAGAGUGCGAGGAGUGGCUAGGAUUGUCACUUCAGCUCUCCUCUGGACAUUGCCGGGCACAGAGGUCGACGUCGGACAAAUGCUCAUCAUCAUUGGCUACCUCGUCACCGUCCUCGUCUGCAUCACCAUGAAGUCUGAGCUCAUUUCUAACCCGAACCGUGCCGGCUUCCUUGCCUUGGCACAAUUCCCAGUUGUCUUCCUAUUCGCCACCAAGAAUUCACUGCUGUCGCUCCUCCUUGGCCCGGGAAACGGCUACGAGAAACUGAACUAUGUCCACAAAUGGGCCGGGCGCGGAAUGUUCAUCGGCGCCGUCGUUCAUGGCGCACUCUGGAUCCGUAACCACCUGCAAUACGGCCUUCCGAUUCUCGGCCAGCAAAAGGAGACAAGCGGUGUCGCUGCCCUUGGUGUUCUCUGCGUGAUUGUGCUCACGUCGUUCCGAUCUAUUCGGAGAUUGUGCUGGAAUUUGUUCUUCGUUGUGCAUGUGUUGGCCUUUGUCGCGUUUUACGUGACGGUUUGCUACCACACGAUCUACGCUCGCCCAUGGGUCUACCCACCACUAGCCUUCUAUGGUCUGGACCUGCUCAUGCGCCUGCUCCGGUUCCGCAUCAAGGACGCGACGCUGAUCCCCGUCGAUCAUGCCAUGACCAUUAUCAACGUCCACGACUGCUCUGGCGGUUGGGUCGCCGGCCAGCACGUCCGCCUGCGCGCCUUUGUCUCUGGUCGCCUGUUCGAAUCGCACCCACUCACGAUCAUGCGCGCCCCGCCCUCGACGUCCUGCUUGUCGCCGAGCUCCGCGCGGGGUACGCUUACCCUGGGCGCUCGCGCCGUUGGCGACUGGAGCCGCGAGCUAAACGCCUAUGCCCGCGCUGAACGCGACCGGACCUCCAAGGGCAAGGAGCUCGAUGGUAUCGACACCACCGACCUUGGCGCGGACGUGCAGGUCAUGAUCGACGGUCCAUACGGCGGCUGCAGUGUCGACCUCGGCGAGUUCGAGAGUGUGCUACUCGUCGCCGGCGGUAGCGGUGCGACAUUUACCCUCGGCAUGCUGGACGACAUCGUUGGACGCUGCGUUAGGCUCGGCCGGCCAAAUGGCGAACGCACGAAGCGGAUCAAGUUCGCGUGGUGCAUCAAGUCCUUCGGUGCGAUCGAGUGGUUCGCUCAGCCGCUGAUGGAGAUCGCGGCCGUCGCGGCGACGCCCGGCUCCGGCCUCGACCUCCACGUGUCCGUGUUCGUUACCUGCCUGUGCAACCCGGAGGCCGUCCCGCCAAUUCCCAACUCGGACGUGCGGGUCGGGCGCCCGUCGAUUCAUAAGAUGCUUCGCGACUUCGUCACGCCACCCUGCGCGCCGUGCGCGGACUCCGUCGCGAAGGGCGCGUCGUGCUGCUGCGCGCCCGAUACUGCUGGCACAUCCACCCUUUCCACCGCGUCGGCCUCGCAGCCCGGCGUUCUCAGCGCGUCGGAGAAGGCGGCGGAGACGAAGCUCGAGGUCGAGGAGGAGGAACGGUUUGCGACGGAGUGCGACUGCGAGGCGGGUGAUUUCGAUGUCCCCGGGUUGCGCUGGGUUGGGCUCGGCGGCGGCGUCGCGGUGUGCGCGAGCGGGCCAGAGCGGCUGACGCGUGAGGCGAAGAACGCGGUAGCGAGGAUCGGCAUGGCGCGGAGCGUCGCGCUCGGCGGAAUCGCGCUGCACACGGAGCUGUUCUCAUUAUGA
Molecule: messenger RNA, 1983 nt
Organism: Punctularia strigosozonata HHB-11173 SS5
Lineage: Eukaryota; Fungi; Basidiomycota; Agaricomycetes; Corticiales; Punctulariaceae
Exons: 6
Coding region: 1-1983 (660 amino acids)
Biological process (GO): copper ion import; iron ion transport; intracellular iron ion homeostasis
Cellular component (GO): plasma membrane
Molecular function (GO): ferric-chelate reductase activity
Source: RefSeq, a predicted model, not a curated record